AUGCCCGGUCUUAUCGCUAGCAACGAUGCGAGUCGGAAACGCAAGCGGGCAGUAAACGGAACGACAGAUGCGACCAAGCCACGAAAGGCGCCCAAGGCUACCAGGACGACGUCCAGCGACGAUGUGCAGACUCGCGUCCUGCUGCUGGAGGAGCAGAUUCUCGAAUCGCAGGAACACUACAACAACAUAGUCGAACUGCAGAGAUUGGUGGACACCAUCAGCAAAAAGCCCAAGACUGCAACUAUUGCGGCAGUUGCAUCGUGUCGAGUCUUUUGCAGGUUGAUCGCUGGGGACAGACUCGUUAAGCAAAGUGGCGCAUCAGAAGCAGAGGUUCAGGUGGUGCAAUGGCUGAAGGGUCGACUAAAAGAUUAUGCCCAGAAUCUGCUGGGAUGGAUUGGUAGCCCCGAUGCGACGCAAGAGAGUACAGCUCUGACGCUGCUCAUGAGGAUCGUCAAGGAAGAGGCUUCUGGGGACCACAAGAAGGCGGACCAGUCAUGGAGAAAUGAUAAGUCUACGUUCAUGUCGCUGGUGCGACGGUUGCUACAGAGCGACGAUGCCGAAGGUGCACGGCAAGAGUUCGUGGAAAAGUUUGUCGAGGAGCAUGACGAUGUACGCUUCUACACCUUCGUUGCCGUCAAGCACGUCCUGAGCGAGGACGACCAAGUCGCGGCCAGCAACGCGGUUGAUGUCUUGUCGCAAGUUGAGGGUGUUCCGGAGUCUGAUGGAGAGCUGGAAGACUGGUACGCGAAUGAGCCACAAGGAAAGCACCAAUUACUGUCUCUUAAUGCACAUCGAAAAGCUGCACGAGAGGCGUGGAUCGCAGUGUUUCGAUCAGUCUUGUCCCACAGCGAUCGGAAGAAAAUACUCGGCAUCAUGACAGUUCAGAUCUUGCCAUGGUUCACUGGCCACAUCGAGCUACUGACAGACUUCCUGACGGACUCCUUCAACCAAGGAGGCUCCAUGUCGCUUCUUGCCCUGUCCGGUAUCUUCAACAUGAUGACACAGAAGAACCUUGACUAUCCCGACUUCUACACGAGACUCUACAGCCUACUGGACGAGGAUUUACUUCACAGCAAGCACAGGAGCCGCUUCUUCCGACUGCUCGAGACCUUUAUGGCAUCUACGCAUUUGCCCGUCGCGAUGAUCGCAAGCUUUGUCAAGCGAUUGUCCAGACUAGCACUUCAAUCACCGCCAGGCGGUAUUGUCUGGAUCGUGCCUUGGAUCUACAAUAUGCUGAAGGCCCACCCUCCCUGCACCUUCAUGCUGCACCGUACACCUCAUCCCGGUCAUGCGAUAUAUGCCUCAAACCCAAAGUACGAGGACGAAGGCAUGGACGACCCAUUUGACAUGCGACGGAUGGACCCAAUGCUCACCGGCGCCAUCGACUCGAGCUUAUGGGAGCUCGAGACUCUUCAGACCCAUUUCCAUCCUAACGUGGCAACGCUUGCCAAAAUUCUGAGCGAGCAGUUCACGAAGCGGGAUUAUCAGCUUGAGGACUUCCUUGAUCACACAUAUCAGACUUUGGUGGAUGCAGAGCUUGGGAAGGAGACGAAGAAGGCACCUGUUGUGGAGUGGGAAAUUCCCAAGCGGAUUGUCACUUCAGAGGAUGGAGGCCUGAACGAUGUUGGGAAACUGCUUCACACAGCAAUUGAUGUUCAAUCAGCUUAA
Fulvia fulva is the source of this 1668-nucleotide messenger RNA. RefSeq lists its product as uncharacterized. Gene Ontology annotation, cellular component: Noc4p-Nop14p complex; small-subunit processome; nucleolus. Bases 1 to 1668 code for a protein of 555 amino acids. The record is from RefSeq and is a predicted model, not a curated record. Lineage: Eukaryota; Fungi; Ascomycota; Dothideomycetes; Mycosphaerellales; Mycosphaerellaceae. Gene Ontology annotation, biological process: ribosome biogenesis. The transcript has a single exon.